This is a messenger RNA of Thlaspi arvense, 935 nucleotides long. Lineage: Eukaryota; Viridiplantae; Streptophyta; Magnoliopsida; Brassicales; Brassicaceae. The record is from the annotation of a GenBank genome assembly.
AACUUAAUAUGGAGAGAAGAAGAAGCUUGUUGGUUUCCACACUAAUGGUGUUGUUCUUUUUCAACAUUCACCAUCUUCAGGUUAUGAGCUGCCCUGAGCCAUUGGCGUCGAACUGUACGGAUCAAGACAGGAAAUUAUUGGAGUUUCCAUUGAAUUUGGAGUAUCUUGAAGCUGAGUUUUUCUUGUAUGGAGCUUUAGGGUUUGGUCUUGAUAAAGUCGCACCAAAUUUAACAAUGGGUGGGCCAAGUCCAAUUGGAGCUCAGAAAGCUAAACUUGAUCCUUUGACAAGAGAUAUUAUUUUGCAAUUUGCUUGGCAAGAGGUUGGCCACUUGAGGGCAAUCAAGAAAACGGUGAAAGGAUUUGCAAGGCCACAACUUGAUUUGAGUAAAAAAGCAUUUGCGAAAGUGAUGGAUGAUGCAUUUGGAAAAAAAUUCAUACCACCAUUUAAUCCUUAUGCUAAUUCUUACAAUUACCUCAUUGCUUCAUAUUUAGUCCCUUACGUUGGUCUCACCGGCUACGUUGGCGCUAACCCUAAACUACAAUGUCCCGCAUCAAGGAAGUUAGUAGCAGGACUUUUGGGAGUAGAAUCAGGGCAAGACGCGGUCAUCAGAACAAUGUUAUAUGCUAAAGCGGCACACAUAGUAUAUCCUUAUGGUAUUACUGUUGCGGCUUUCACGAAUAAGAUCUCCGAACUAAGGAACAAAUUGGGGAAAAUGGGUGUGAAAGAUGAAGGUUUGGUCGUGCCUAAGUCCAUGGGAGCAGAAGGACAAAUUCCCGGAAAUGUAUUGGCUGGUGAUGAGAUGUCGGUUGCGUUUGAUCGAACUCCGGAGGAGAUUCUAAGGAUUGUGUAUGGAAGUGGAAAUGAAAGUGUUCCUGGUGGAUUUUAUCCUAAAGGAGCUGAUGGAGAUAUUGCCAAGUCUUAUUUGGUUAAGUCU